Messenger RNA from Geodia barretti, 807 nucleotides. NCBI's taxonomy places the organism in Eukaryota, Metazoa, Porifera, Demospongiae, Tetractinellida, Geodiidae. The record is from the annotation of a GenBank genome assembly.
AUGCAAAAGCUGGAAUUCCUGCCCAACUCGCCCACGCUUAUGAACGCCGGCCGCGAGCUGCAACAACUUUCCGCGUGUUUUGUGUUGCCGGUGGAAGAUUCAUUGGAAUCCAUAUUCACCAAGGUCAAGCAGACUGCGCUCAUCCACAAAAGCGGCGGUGGAACCGGAUUCGCCUUUUCCCGAUUGAGGCCCGAGGGCGACGUUGUGGGCUCCACCGGCGGCGUCGCAUCCGGCCCGGUCAGCUUUAUCAACGCCUUUGAUGCCGCAACCGAUGUGGUGAAACAGGGUGGCACGCGCCGCGGCGCUAACAUGGGCAUACUGCAUGUCUCUCACCCCGACAUCCUGUCCUUCAUAUCCUCCAAAGAAGACGGAAAACACCUCACCAACUUCAAUAUCUCGGUCGCAGUAACCGAGGAUUUCAUGCAGAGGGUCCGGCUGGACCAGGAAUACGACCUCAUCAACCCUCGUACCGGACAGGUCGUGAGACAACUCAACGCCCGCGAAGUAUUCGAACGCAUGACCGAGUUGGCCUGGCGGACCGGCGACCCCGGUAUAGUGUUCCUGGACCGUAUCAACCGAGACAACCCCAACCCUCAAUUGGGCGAUAUAGAGUCCACCAAUCCAUGCGGCGAACAACCACUGUUGCCUUACGAAUCCUGCAACCUGGGUUCGCUGAACCUGGCCCGGAUGGUGACGUACACGAAUGACGACGUGAAGAUCGAUUGGGAUCGCAUGGCGGAAGUGAAUUACAACCGCCGUCCACAUGCUGGACAGCGUCAUCGACAUGAACGAGUAUCCAAUCCCUGA